AGCCCUUAGUUACUGAACAGGAGACAUACUGGGACUGGCCAUUUCAUAAUUCUUUGAUUUUUUAGGCUGGGCUAAAUUUUCUCCUUCAAACUUGUGGUCUUAGUUACUGUGGCUUGGUGUGGAUUUCCACCCCAGUUGGUGUGGGCUGAUGCAGCUUCACUAGGUACCUUUGCUGGUGUGGCUUUGGCUUGGGGACUUUGCUUUGGCUUCUUGUUGGCUGGUUAAUGCUGAAGACUGGUAUGAGUCUGUGACUGGCUUCAGCCUCUUUGGAGUUUGGUUAGUUAUUUUCAGUGUCCCAAAAUUAUAUUUUGGUUUGGGUGUCAGAGGGGAAUAUUUGUCACUACAAAAAGGGCUGAGAGUGUAAAAUUGCCAGUCAGAAAGGCACAAAAAGAGCGAAAACAGAGAUCAACAAUUUUAUUUGUGAAUUUUGUAGGAUGUGGGAGCUGCUUUACCUAUGCGAUUAUUGAAUCGAAUAUGGAGUACCCUGUGCAAGAUGGCCACCAACGAUCCGUCCGAGGACGAGCUCUCCAUCCCGCGCGCCUCCAUGAACAAGAUGAUCAAGGAGGUUCUGCCGCGCAUCCGCGUGGCCAACGAGUCGCGCGAGCUGAUCCUCAACUGCUGCAAGGAGUUCAUCCUGCUGGUCUCCUCCGAGGCCAACGCCGUCUGCAACGAGCAGAACCGGCGCACCAUCAACCCGGACCACGUGCUCACCGGACUGGACAAGCUCGGCUUCUCCGACUACCGCCAGGCGGUGGAGGAGGUGGCGCGCCAGUGUAAGGACAUCACCGCCAAGCGGCGCCGCCAGAGCACGCGCCUGGAGAACCUGGGCAUACCCGAGGAGGAGCUGCUCCGUCAGCAGCAGGAGCUGUUCGCGCGCGCCAGACACGAACAGAUGCUGGCCGACCAGCAGCACCUGCAGCAGAUCAGUCAGUUGCAGACCGACGCGGAGAUGCACGCGGCGAUGCGCUCGGCCAUGGUCCACUCGAGCGACGAAGACGACGAUUACUCGUGAUGAGGCCGACCUCUGGCCGACGACCGGCCCGACACGGGCCGCGGCUGACGGUGUGCCCGGCCGGCCGGCCACGCUCGGGACCCACCGACCACCACAUAUCACUCUGGCCGGCCGCCGCGGGUCCCGCGAUCUCAGCACGGCCCGUUACACCCGACACGCGCCCCAGAGCCGUCCCCGCGCCGCCGGUGGCCCCAGGGAGCUUUACGGCCGUCGGCGCGGUGUCGCCGCCCGCCGGCGGCCCCUGGACGGACGAGCUGCGGCGCCGGCGAGGUUCGUCGCGGGGUGAUUCAACACGCGCGGGUAGAGCACAGUCGGUGGACGACGCGGGGUCCGCCGCGCGCGCUACGGGGUGGGAGGGAGGGGGAGUCUGCUGUGAUCAACGCUAGCGGAUCGUAUGUGCAGUUUGUACUUGUGCUGCGCGCGUUUGUAUAGGGUGUGUGCUGGUGAGGCUCGGUUGUGUCGCAUAGCGUGUGGGGACUCGGCGUGGUCUUUCUGUACGCAUUUCUCGACGAUUGCCCAUCGCUGCUCAAUGUGAUGAACCACUCAUCCGAAUGGCACUAUUUUUCACCGAGGCGGCCGCGCGGGUGCCUGCCGUAAUUCUGACGCUGGUGGCGCCGUCCAGCCUGUGUGGACCAGCGGUGUGUGUCCGUGAGCGGCAGAGCUGCGUCCGCCGCCGGCAGCGGGGCGCGGACCGGCGCCGGCACUCCGGCCCCUACCGAGCCACCGCACAUUGUGAUUGUCGUGCCGCGUACCUCGAAAGUUUGUGAUCCAGGUGCCACGUACGUUGUAAGUACUUGGAGGUUUUGCAAUAAAUGCCAGCGCACGUGAGUGUGCUUCCACAA
Messenger RNA from Amphibalanus amphitrite, 1854 nucleotides. RefSeq names its product protein Dr1-like. NCBI's taxonomy places the organism in Eukaryota, Metazoa, Arthropoda, Thecostraca, Balanomorpha, Balanidae. The record is from RefSeq and is a predicted model, not a curated record. Gene Ontology annotation, cellular component: negative cofactor 2 complex. The transcript has 4 exons. Gene Ontology annotation, biological process: negative regulation of transcription by RNA polymerase II; positive regulation of transcription by RNA polymerase II; chromatin remodeling. Bases 455 to 1012 code for a protein of 185 amino acids. Gene Ontology annotation, molecular function: core promoter sequence-specific DNA binding; protein heterodimerization activity; general transcription initiation factor activity.